AUGAGGAGGAGCUCCAAGCUUCCUGGCAGCUGCAGCCGGCCGUCCCUCGAGUCUCUGGGGGUGCCGGAGAGCAACGAGAUGGGUCUCCCGGGUCCCCAGACGAAGGACAGAGCCACGUCUGGAGAGCUGAGCACGAGCAAGCCCACCCCUAGCAGUACGGAGGGCAAAGUCAGCUCUGUGGGGCUCAGGGCCGGCGGGGCCGGGGGUUCCCGCAGCAGCCAGCUGGUCGUCUCCAGGAGGGAGAAGAUGAAGGACCCCAGGCCCCUCCACGACAAGGCCUUCGUCCAGCAGUGCAUCAGGCGGCUCUCUGAGUUCCUGGCCGAGCACGGCUACGCCCACAAGGCCUCCAUCAAGUCCCUGCAGUCUCCCUCAGUCAAGGACUUCCUCAAGAUCUUCACCUUCAUCUACGGCUUCCUCUGCCCUGACUAUCGGCUGCCUGGCUCCGGGUUUGAAGAGGAAAUCCCCAGACUCUUCCGAGACCUUGGGUAUCCCUUCCCUCUGCCCAAGAGCUCCAUGCACCUGGUGGGAGCCCCACACGUCUGGCCUCAGCUCGUGGCAGCUCUGGUCUGGCUGAUUGACAGUGUCAAGCUCUUCUCUGCCACUGGGAAGAACUCAGCAGCCCUCAAUGAUGACCAGAGCUGGGGGGAAGAGACAGAGGAUGGCAUCCUCCACAACAAGCUCUUCCUGGACUAUACUAUGAAGUGCUAUGAGCAGUUCCUGAAGGGGGCAGACACCUUUGAGGAGCAGGAUGCAGAGCUGGAGGCCAAGCUGAAGGAGCUGUACAAGGUGGAUGAGGCCAGGACAGAGGAGCUGCUGGCUGAGAGCAGGAGGCUGAUUGAGGAGAUUGCCAGGCUGGAGAAGAAGAAGGUGAGAGAGCCGGAGGCAGAGGAGGAGGAGCAGAAGUGGGCAGAGAAGCUGGAACCGCACAACAGGCAGCUGGAGAGUGGUGUCAACGAGGGCCUGGAGGAAGCCACAAAGGAGCUGCAGGACCUCCAGCUGCAGUACCAAGUUCUUCUGCAGAGCAGGAGAAAGGAGAGCAGGAGAAGGGAGGCCAGGCUGGAACACCUUCUCGAUGCAGUUCGUACCCACGUGAUGCUGAUAGAGAAAUACCUGGAGGAGCAGAGCGCCCAAAGCGACAGAGCCUACCAAGUGUUCAUGGCUGAAGACCUCCUGCGCCCCCUGAGGGAGAUCCUAGAGAGCUGCAGGAAGAAGGCUGAAGGGCUGAAGGCUGGAGGUGGCCUCAGCUCGUGAGAUGAUGCCAUUGCUCCAGCUUCUCCCUCUGGGCCUUUGUGCUCCCCAAGGCUGACAGCCUGAUGCUGAGCAGAGCCUCUCCCUGUCCUCUUUGCCUUUCCAAACUCUCUUCUCUCUUCCAGCCUCACCCAAUCUCUUGCUGCUCCUUAGGAGCUGUGUUUCCUUUCACCACCUCA
Dryobates pubescens (Downy woodpecker) is the source of this 1427-nucleotide messenger RNA. RefSeq names its product kinetochore protein NDC80 homolog. Gene Ontology annotation, cellular component: Ndc80 complex. The transcript is spliced from 11 exons. The record is from RefSeq and is a predicted model, not a curated record. Lineage: Eukaryota; Metazoa; Chordata; Aves; Piciformes; Picidae. Gene Ontology annotation, biological process: attachment of mitotic spindle microtubules to kinetochore. The coding region runs from base 1 to 1251 and encodes 416 amino acids.